This is a messenger RNA of Tetrapisispora phaffii CBS 4417, 2286 nucleotides long. RefSeq lists its product as uncharacterized. NCBI's taxonomy places the organism in Eukaryota, Fungi, Ascomycota, Saccharomycetes, Saccharomycetales, Saccharomycetaceae. The record is from RefSeq and is a predicted model, not a curated record. The transcript has a single exon. The coding region runs from base 1 to 2286 and encodes 761 amino acids.
AUGGAAGCUAAUGUGUGUUCCCCAAUCCAAAUAUUUGUGACUUCCUCAGACAAAGAUCUGGUUCCCACUAGCUUUGUCGUGACUUCGCAUCCUGCUAGUUCAGCGUUAAGAUUGUUACAAUACAUUCAUUUUAAAAUUUAUGAACAAUUACAAGCAUCGACUACUGAGUUUUUGGUUAUCGAUUCCAAUUCGGAUAAUGUUGAAAAUGAUAUAUCUAGGUUAGGUCAUGUCUCAGAGUAUCGUUUGGUUUACAAACAACAGACUUUGAGAUUGAGUACCUCGUUAAAAGAUUUAUCUAGAAACCAUAUUCAAACGUUUUUGAAAAUUCAAAUUGAGAAGAGUGAUAAAAAAAUUAAAUAUCUACAGAACUUAAAUUAUAAUCUCUACUCUGAAUUUAAUAAUUUGAGAAUUAAACUUGUGGUGAAUCUUGAUUCCAAAGCUUCAUCAUUUUUAGAAAUCAUUGAAGAUGAUAUUCCACUUAAAACUACUUUAAACAUUUUAAAGUCAAGAAUAAUUGCGGAUAUACGAAAGUAUGAAACUGUCCAGAAGGGGAAAACCGAUUGUGGAAUAAAAUCUAAACAUAUUGAAUCCGACUUAACAGAAUUAAGGAUCAAUGGCAAGAAGAACACAAUUUAUUUAAACGAAUCGCAACAAAAAGAUUUAUAUAAUGAUUUAACGUUGGGGGAAUUGCUAGAAUUUGAUUAUUCACCUUCAAAAAAUGCGUACUUUGUUAUGGAAUACAAAAUGAUACAUGGAAAGAACAGAUAUAAUAAAAAUGAAUAUUAUACGAUUCAUUUCAACACUGACGUCCAGUUACUGGCAUAUACCAUGCAAAUCACAGAUGACACGACUGUUGAUGAUAUAAAAGAUUAUAUUUGCGAAGCUUAUUCAAAUGCAUUACGGUUGUAUCAUAGAGAUAUUUCAUUAUACUAUAAGGGACAUCGUUGUAAUUCAACAAAUGCAAUGGGCGAAUUUUUAAAGGUGACGGAAUAUAUAGAGAACCCAAAUGGGGCACAUAUUGAUGUUGUAAUUGAACAAGAAUUCAUUGAACCAGGACCUGGAUUUUGGGCUGAACUAUUCAAUAGUCCCUAUAGAUUUAACUUUAUGCAUUCGGGGUCCUACUGGGAUCCUCAUGGCGAAGAAAAUGUACCCAACUCAUCCGAUAACGAGUCUCGACAUAAUAUCAGCGACUCACAGUCAGUGGAAGAAGCUGAGUUGAAUAAAAAUAUAAAAUUUAUUACCGAACUUGGUUCUGAAAUAGUACGAAAAGACGAGUACUAUAUAAAAUGUACAACAAGCAAUAACGAAGAAGUUUAUGUAAAGGAAGAGAAUUUAACACUAGAAACAUAUUCGCUGGAAGUUGAGGAUGGAAAAUUGCUAAACAUCAACAAUAAUAAUGUCAACGUCUUUCAAAAUGAGAUAUAUUUAGAGAGCAAAACAGUAAAUAUGUUUUCCAAAAUUAACGAUAAAUCUAUGGAUGUUGAAUUAGAGGUCCCUAAGCUAUCUGAUAUAACUUCUUUACAAUCGUCUGGUACGGAUUAUUUCAGUUCUGACGCAGGAGAAUCUUAUCUACGAUCACAAGAUAGGAGGUCAAGACGGAGGGCCACUAGUCAAGUUAACAGGAACAACAAAUAUAUUGACAAUGUUGGAAUAUUUUUGUCAAUAUUAAGAAGCAAAUACAUAAAGGUAUAUCCAAUAUUAAUUAUAUGUUUAAAGACGUCUAGUUUGAUUUUUUUCAACAUUUUAUUUCCGAUUUACAUCAUUUAUCAAACAGAAGUAUAUUUUUCCAGGAUUCUCUCGAUUUCUAUUUCAUUAUUUCUAAUCUUUAAAAUGUUCAUAUCUGGACAAGAAAUCAUCAAACUUUGGAGGAAGCAUUUAAUCAAAUCCAAAAUAUUGAAUGACACAACUUUUAACAUGAUAAUACGCUACAUAAGGGAGGGCAAAUUGUCGUCGGAAUUUUACAUCAAUAAUAAGGAUAAUUUUAACGUCAUUGACAUAUUAUUAACGCCGUCAUUGAAAUCCAAAAGACAUCAUGCGUUGCUUAAAAUAAAGCAAGAACUCGGGGAAGAUAAUUUAAAUCUAAACAACAUCGAUGAUUUGAAAAACUUAAAAGUUGUUUUCAAUUCAAUAAGCGUCAACAAGGAAUGGAAAAAAUUAUUAGAUUCUUUAUAUAUCAGUUGGAUAAUAAAUUAUCGAAAACAAAUCGAAGAAAACGGACCUGAAGAUAUUAAUGACUUCAUAAUCCUACUAUACCAGGAAAUAAACGGAAUACAAUUACCUAUAUAG